Messenger RNA from Paramecium octaurelia, 1660 nucleotides. NCBI's taxonomy places the organism in Eukaryota, Ciliophora, Oligohymenophorea, Peniculida, Parameciidae. The record is from the annotation of a GenBank genome assembly.
AUGAUCCAUCUAUUGAGCAUCAUCUUGAUAAUGAACCAAGCUAAAUGCUAAGUGACACUUAACAUGAGUGAGAAUUAAAAUUGGACAGCUAAUUUCGGAACAUCAAGAAAUAUUAGUUUUUAGAUUACAUCCCUUCCUAAUAAGUAUUGUUACGUUACGAUAGAGCUAUAAGAUAGGGAUCCUAAUUUUUUAUUAGUUGCAGACUAUUAAGUUAAACCAAAUCCUGGGUUAUUUCCAAUAUAUAAAUAAGGAGAAAAAAUUGAUAGAGUAAGGUAAAAAUUUCUAUUCUAUUUAGUUAACUGGAAAAUAGAAGAACUAGAUUUCUAAAGUUGCAAAGAAACAGAGGAAUUAUCUAUAUUUCUUGUCUUACUAAUAAAUAGAAUAAUUCAUUUAAAAUAAUAAUCACAGCCAAAGAUUAAGAUCAAUGUGACAACGAAUGUAGUUUCAAUGGGUUUUGCUAGGUAAUAAUAUUGUAAUAAAAGAGUAAAGGAUGUGUUUGUUUAAGUUCUUUUAUUGGGAAUGAUUGUCAUCAAUUAUCUGAGGAGAUAGUUCCAAGAUCUAUAAAACUUGUGGAAUUUAUUAAUACUAAUACAAUAAAGUACUUCUCGGUUGAUCUCUAUCAUUCAUUAGGAAACGAUUUGAGGCUGGACUUUGCAGUACUUAUAGUUAUUUGAAACCUAGGCUGAUUGUGACGAUUGCUUAACUAUUUAGAUUUAUAAAACUAAAGCUCUUAUGAGUCCAAAGGAUGGUAAAAAUGGCAAAUAUAGUUAAUUAUUUAAUAUCACAGGUGGACAUGGAACAGUUUUAGCUUAAAUUCCCAUUAAUUUGCCAGAAUCAUAAAGAUUUCUUUGGUUUGCUGUUUUCAAAUCAGAGUCUUAUUAAGAUAAUAGUCAUUUAUAAAUUGGAUUUAAUUACCCCUCUUAAUCCGCUGAGGAUGACGGCUAAGAUAGUGCGAUGUUAGCCUCCAUUAUUAUCCCAUGUGUUAUUGGGCCAAUAUUGUUGUUUUAUUUUAUAAUGAUGGUAAUAAAAAGGUAUAGAAAUCCAAGUAAUCAAAUUUUUCCAGUGACAAUUAAUGAUUAUGACAUAUAUGAUAGUACUUAGGAACGCAGAUAUCAGAUGCCUACUGAGUAUUUUGGUGGGAACCGCAAUUCUUAACCUAGCAGAAUUUAAUAAUAUUAAUAACAUCAUCAAAGAGAUAGAACCAAUAUUUCUUUGAAUCUAGAAACUUAUAUUAAUAACCACAAUUCCCAACAAAAUAGAAAUAACAUUUCUUACAACUUUGAUUCAAGGCCUUCUAGAAAUUACCUCCCCAUAUACGCAGGCAAUUAACCCCAGUCAUAAAGAAAUUAAUAAAGCAUUAAUUAAAAUAAUAAUUCUAAUCGAUAAAGGAAUUAAGUUCUAUCUUUGUCCCAAGAAAGGUAGCUUUUAAGGAUUUAACCAUCUGCGCCAAUAAGACCUCCACAAAAAACCAAUUAAAUUGAUUAAUGUAGUAUUUGCUUGUCAGAGCUUACAAAUCAAAAUGCGGUGACAACUACUUGUGGGUAUAAUAAAUUAUUAAUGUAGUCAUAAAUUCCAUCUAAACUGCAUUCAAUAAUGGUUUGCAUAAUAAAGAAAUUGCCCUAACUGCAGAAGACCUACAAGUUUACAACCAAAUAAUUGA